Molecule: messenger RNA, 4159 nt
Organism: Oncorhynchus keta (chum salmon)
Lineage: Eukaryota; Metazoa; Chordata; Actinopteri; Salmoniformes; Salmonidae
Product: dehydrogenase/reductase SDR family member on chromosome X-like
Exons: 8
Coding region: 1-1026 (341 amino acids)
Molecular function (GO): oxidoreductase activity
Source: RefSeq, a predicted model, not a curated record
AUGCAGUCGUUCCUCUCUCCAGUGAACAAGGCUAUUCUAGUAGCUCUGUUCAUCUUCGCCAUCCUCCUCAUCCUCUAUGUGAUCCUCUGGCUGUACCUGCUUGGGUUGAGAGUUCUAAUGAAUCAAUUGAUCUGCCGUCCCUUCACGUUGCCAGAGCUGGCCUUACAACAUGGCAAAGUUGCUAUAGUGACGGGAGGCACCAGGGGAAUUGGCUAUGAGACCUCAAGACACAUGGCCAGCCUGGGGGCACAAAUUAUCAUAGUUGGACAGAAUGAGCUGAAGGGUGUGUCUGCUGUGAAGAGGAUUUGUGAGGAGAACAGAGAGGCCAAAGUGGAGUUUGAUCAGUUGAAUCUGGCAUCUUUGCAGUCAGUCAGGCAAUUUGUCCAGAGUAUCAAGAGACGAGGCCUACCGCUGCACAUCUUAGUCAACAAUGCGGCGGUCAUGUUGGUCCCUGAGGGUCGUACAGAGGAGGGCUUUGAGCGUCACUUUGGGGUCAACUACCUAGGUCACUUCCUGUUGACCUUGCUGCUGUUAGACACAUUAAAGCAUUCUGGGAAACGUGGUUCCUGCUCACGUGUUGUCACCCUCUCCUCGUCCGCUCAUGGUGCUGGAGAGAUACAACUAGACAGCCUGCUAAACAGGCAGUGUUAUUCGGCCCAUGCGGCGUACUCCCAGAGUAAGCUGGCACUACUGUUAUUUUCCUCCCACCUGCAACAGAGGCUGGAUAGAGGAGGGUUUUCAGUGAGCUCAUGGGCAGUGGACCCUGGGAUGGUCGACACUUCACUCUACUGCCACCUCUUCCCCACCGCCCGCCUCGCACAGACAGCCAUCGCACACCUGCUCUUUAGGAGCCCGUCCCAGAGAGCGUCCACGGUCCUCUACACCGCUCUGUCUCCAUCUCUGGAGGGGGAGGGAGGAGCCUACUGGAGCAAUGGGUGCACAGAGAUGACAUCACCAAACACCUACGACCCACAGCUCCAUCGCGGCCUCUGGGACUCCAGCUGCAAACAAGUUGGCCUGCCUUGACCCCUGACUUUCAACCCCUGACCCUGACCCCCAACAUGGGACUGGAUGGCUGAGACCCAACACUUAGUCUGUCUGACUGGUGUUGUCUUUGUUUUGACAAUCUCCUCACCACCAGACUGUGAUUGGACUGAUGACGACCAUGGCUAGACUUUGAUUGGUUAGUAAAGAGUUAAGUCCCUUCCCAUGCUGUUCAAAUGAAUGUGCUAAUGGGAAUGAAGCAACCUUCUCCCUCUGGCACUGUGAUCAUACACACACAUACACUAUGUUAAGGGUAUUCAUUGUGCUGCUAUGAGUGUCUGUAGCGCCACUAUGAGUGUUAAUAGUGACCUUAUAAGUGUUCAUAGCAACCUUAUGACUGUUGGUUGACAGAUCAGAUCUUCCAGAACAGAAAGCACCUUCCCUCGAUGGGAGAACUUACUUUUGUCAUAAACAAGUGUCAUCAGUGUAUGUGUGUAUGUGUAUGUGUGUACUUGUCAUCAGCGUGUGUGUGUGUGUGUGUGUGUGUGCUUAUUAUGAUGUUAGAAGCAUCCAGGAGCAUCUGGUGUUCUGAUCCAUCUGUGAAGCAUAUACUGACCCCUGCCCGAGUGGAGGGUCCAAGACCAAUGAACAAGCCAGCAUGGUAACAUCAGUGAAUCACAGCCUGAAACUGAUAUUUUCAGUUCUUGUGAAAGCAAAGGGUAUUUUGUGGAAUUCUUGCCAAAGCUGCUGGUUUCCUCUCCAGGGGGCAGAAAUCAUCUGAGAGAAAGUCUUUAAAUUGUGUCCCGCCUCCUGGGCUGUGAGUCACACACACACCUGUCUCAUGGUAUUUCUCUUUUACUGUUAGAGCUGAGCGAUGGUUUAUCAAUAUGCACAUAUCACCUCUCUCAAGUCCAGUCGUUGUGUGUGUUUCUGUGCACACUAUGUGUAUUUGUGUGUGCGCUGUUUGUGCGUUUCGUCCAGUCAUUGGUUUGUAUGCAUCCAUAAAAAGGCAGCACAACUGAAACCAGUACUAAUAUUUGUGGCAGAAGGAGAGAAAGACAGUGAGUAAAGGAAAAGGAGACAGAGAGAUUCUUCAUCUACUCUCUCUGCUGCUACCUCGUUUGGCUUUGCUCCCAGUGCAUUCAUUGUCAUUCAUUCUGCUAAAUUAAGACAAAGACAAACAGUCACACACACAGAGGCAGACUGUGACCAAAAAUGGGCCCUGUCAUUUCUAACACACUGGCCAUUUUGUUCCUUGAGGACCUCAUUAUUAGCCAGAUGAUUAUCAUUUUGAGUUAAAACCUAAGUUAGACAGGCCCAGUAGGCUGGACCAGCCCAUCUGGCAAGUCUGCCCCUGUGAAGAAAAAAAAUAAAAACACACACAUAUAUAUAUUCAACUGUGCAUCCAAUCACACCCAUGCUUAUCUAAACAAUCAACUCAUACUAUCAUGGCCCAGGCUGGUCUCAUAAACUAGACGUACCAUAGUAAAUUAAAGUCCGGAUGCUCAAAUCAGUAUGAUAUGUUACAUUUAGCAACACAAAGGUUGUGUGUUCGUAUCUCAUAAUGGAUGACUUUAGCAUUUUAGCUAAUUAGCAACUAUUUAGCAUGUUAUAUAACCCUUCCCCUAAACUUAACCCUUUAACCUAACUCCUAACCUUAGCUAAUGUUAGCCACAACAAAUUUGAAUUCUCAACAUAUUGUACGAAUUAUAAUUCAUAACAUAUCAUACAAAAGGUGUCAGAGUCUAUCUAGAGGAUAGCGAAGGAGUCAGGCGCAGGACACAAGUAAGAGUAAAACCACUGUAUUUACUCCAUCCGAGAACGGAACAAAAAUCCCGUUACAAAACAAAUACAAAACAGGAUACGAACUCCAACACACGAAAGACAAUCACGCACAAAACAGAAAGGGAAACCAGAGGGUUAAAUAAGGAACAUAAUUAUGAGAUGGGAACCAGGUGUGUAAAACAGACAAAACAAAUGGAAAAAUGAAACAUGGAUCGGUGGCAGCUAGAAAGCCGGUGACGUCGACCGCCGAACGCCGCCCGAACAGGGAGAGGGAACAACUUCGGUGGAAGUCGUGACAAAAGGGAUGAUUGACAUCCACAAAUGAAUACAUACCAUACGUAAUAUGUCAUAUUCAUCUGAGUGUCCUGGAUUUUUGUUUACUAUGUUAUGUCCAGAUUGCAUGGCCAAACCAUACCGAUCUACAGUGCCUUGCAAAAGUAUUCAUCCCCCUUGACGUUUUUCCUAUUUUGUUGCUUUACAACCUGUAAUUUAAAUGCAUUUUUAUUUGGAUUUCAUGUAAUGGACAUACACAAAAUAGUCCAAAUUGGUGAAGUGAAAUUUAAAAAAUGACUUGUUUCAAAAAAUUAUAAAAAAUAUAAACAGAGAAGUGGUGCGUGCAUAUGUAUUCACCUCCUUUGCUAUGAAGCCCCUAAAUAAGAUCUGGUGCAACCAAUUACCUUCAGAAGUCACAUAAGUGGCACAUGAUCUGUCACAUGAUCUCACUAUGUAUAUACCUGUUCUGAAAGGCUCCAGAGUCUGCAACACCACUAAGCAAGGGGCACCACCAAGCAAGUGGCACAAUAAAGACCAAGGAGCUCUCCACACAGGUCACGGACAAAGUUCUGGAGAAGUACAGAUCAGGGUUGGGUUAUAAAAUAAUAUCUGAACAUCCCACGGAACACCAUUAAAUCCAUUAUUUAAAAAAUUGAAAGAUUAUGGCACUACAACAAAGGGACCAAAGAUAACCCUGAAGGAACUGAAAUGCUCCACAGCGGAGAUUGGAGUAUCUGUCCAUAGAACCAUUUUAAGCCAUACACUCCACAGAGCUGGUCUACGGAAGAGUGGCCAAAAAAAAGCCUUUGCUUAAAGAAAAAAAUAAGCAAAAAAGGCAUGUGGAAGAAGACCCUAAACAUACUGCUAAAGCAACACUCGAGUGGUUUAAGGGGGGAAAUGUAAAUAUCUUGGAAUGGCCCAGACUAAAGCCCAGACCUCAACCCAAUUGAGAAUCUGUGGUAUGACUUGAAGAUUGCUGUACACCAGUGGAACUCGUCCAACUUUAGGAGCUGGAGCAGUUUUGCCUUGGAGAAUGGGCAAAAAUACCAGUGGCUAGACGUGGCAAACUUAUAGAGACAUACCCCAAGAGACUUGCAGCUGCAAUGGGCAAAAAUCC